This is a messenger RNA of Aureobasidium subglaciale EXF-2481, 2358 nucleotides long. RefSeq lists its product as uncharacterized. Gene Ontology annotation, cellular component: Golgi stack. Lineage: Eukaryota; Fungi; Ascomycota; Dothideomycetes; Dothideales; Saccotheciaceae. The transcript is spliced from 2 exons. The record is from RefSeq and is a predicted model, not a curated record. The coding region runs from base 1 to 2358 and encodes 785 amino acids. Gene Ontology annotation, biological process: intra-Golgi vesicle-mediated transport; Golgi to plasma membrane protein transport; SNARE complex disassembly. Gene Ontology annotation, molecular function: ATP binding; ATP hydrolysis activity.
AUGUUUAACCGCAAUAAUAUACCCACCCUGCCGAACCCAUUUGGAAGCGGCCAACAACAGCCACCCCCGUCGCGUCGUCCUCAGCAACCCCCACCAACUUACGAUCAGAAGCCUUCAAGACCAUCAGGCAGAGCCAUGAGACUACGCCCGUACCAACUGAAGGAACCGACCUUUGUCUUCGGUAACAUAUGCGCUGUAUCGCCCCAAGACUUCGCCCCAAGCCCUGACGGUAGCGACCUCUAUCUGCUCAUCAAUGGCUUCUUCGUCAUCUCAGCACGCAUCAAGCAAGGCUUCCCUGGCGGUCACAUUAGCAUGUCUGACCCCCAGCGAACAUGGAUGCAAAUUGCCCUCACAGACGAGAUCGACGUACAACCCUACGACGCCUUCUCGCAAGGAGCUUCGAGCUACCUAGGCAAUCUCGACGUAGAAGUUGGCUUUGCUGGAAAGAAGUCAACAGAGGCGCCCUACGACCAGGACGAGCUCGCUGCAGCUUUCAUUCACAAUUUCCGCAACCAGAUCUUUUCUCCUGGCCAGCAGUUACUCAUGGACUAUAAGGGCAUACCUCUCCGAAUGAUCGUCAAGACAGUAGAGCUAGUAGAUCUGUCCAUGAAGACCGAAUCUCAAAGCGCCCCCACGCCCGACCCGCGUUCUCGUGGCAUCUUGACUCAAGAAACACAGAUCAACUACUACAAGGACAUCAAGACUGGUAUCAACAUCAAGGGCUCCAACCGUCGUCCUGCUGCCAACUCGGUCGUCCGACCCGACUUCAAAUUCGAGAACAUGGGUAUUGGUGGUCUGGACACUGAAUUCGCUGCCAUCUUCCGUCGUGCCUUCGCUUCCAGAAUUUUCCCGCCUGGCCUUGCUGACAAGUUGGGUAUCCAGCACGUUCGCGGUAUCCUGCUGUAUGGUCCCCCUGGAACUGGUAAAACCCUGAUCGCUAGACAAAUCGGAAAGAUGCUCAAUGCCAGAGAGCCAAAGGUCAUCAACGGUCCUGAAGUCCUUAACAAGUAUGUCGGCCAGUCUGAGGAGAACAUCCGUAAGCUAUUCGCAGACGCCGAGAAAGAAUACAAGGAGAAGGGUGACGAAUCGGGUCUGCAUAUUAUCAUCUUCGAUGAACUGGAUGCCGUCUGCAAGCAGAGAGGUUCCGGAGCUGGUGGCGGCACUGGUGUUGGCGACAGUGUCGUCAACCAGUUGCUGUCAAAGCUCGAUGGCGUCGACCAAUUGAACAAUAUCCUGCUCAUCGGCAUGACCAACAGAAAGGACAUGAUUGAUGAAGCACUUCUCAGAUCCGGUCGUCUUGAAGUUCAUAUGGAAAUCUCGUUACCCGACGAGCAUGGCAGAGCUCAGAUUCUCAAAAUUCAUACCACCAAGAUGCGCGAGAACAACGUCAUGGGCGACGAUGUUAACCUCCAGGAGCUCGCUCAAUUGACGCGCAACUUCAGUGGUGCUGAGAUCAGUGGUCUAGUCAAGAGUGCUUCAAGUUUCGCGUUCAAUCGUCACAUCAAGGUUGGCACACUGGCUGCAAUCGACGACAAGAACAUCGCCAACAUGAAAGUCAUGCAUCAAGAUUUCUUGGACGCCCUCAACGAAGUUCAGCCUCUGUUCGGUGUGUCCGAAGAAGAGCUUGAUCGUUGCGUCGAAGGUGGUAUCAUUCACUUCGGCAAGCACAUCGACAGCAUCCUCGAACGUGGUCGUCUGUUUGUCAACCAAGUACGCUCCGGAGAUACUCCUUUACUUUCCGUACUGCUAUACGGCCCUCGUGGAAGCGGAAAGACCGCUUUGGCGGCCCAAAUGGCACUGGACUCUGAGUUCCCCUUCAUCAAACUUAUCAAGCCUGUUGAUAUUGUCGGCAUGAACGAGAUUCAGAAGAUCCAGUACAUCCAAAAGGUCUUCACAGACGCUUACAAAAGUCCUCAGAACGUACUGGUUCUGGACAAUAUCGAGUUGCUCAUUGACUGGGUUCCGGUAGGCCCUCGUUUCAGUGCUAGCGUUCUGGCCGCUCUGAAGGGUAUGAUGCAGAACAAACCACCAAAGGGUCGACCCCUGCUCAUUUUCGCCACAACUUCAUCGCGGAGCGUACUCCAACAGCUCCAGCUCGAUUUCUCUGCGCAAAUAGCAGUACCAAACGUCCAGACACAGCCUGAAUUGGCCGCCAUUAUGAAGCAAAGUGGCGUAUUCUCAGAUCCCGACAUCAAUCGUGCGCUCGGAGAGAUAGAGGAGACUACUGGCUCGAAGACGAUUAACGUCGGCGUGUCCAGUAUACUGCUAGCCAUCCAGACGGCGAAGCAAGAUCAAGACAAGACUGGUAGAUUCGCCGAAGUACUUAGCGAGAUGUGUGCAGAUAAUGCAGUGAUGUAG